Messenger RNA from Pan troglodytes (chimpanzee), 1171 nucleotides. RefSeq lists its product as uncharacterized. Bases 1 to 1032 code for a protein of 343 amino acids. The transcript is spliced from 5 exons. Lineage: Eukaryota; Metazoa; Chordata; Mammalia; Primates; Hominidae. The record is from RefSeq and is a predicted model, not a curated record.
AUGCGAGUCACCCAUGAAAUCCAGACAUUUUCACCCCCAGCGGAUGCACAGGAGCCUCUCAGUGCCAAACCGCCCCUCAGCAGGGCAGGGCCAGUCCUGGUGACCCCACUUCCUCUCUGUCUCCUCUUUACUCCCCACCCCAGCGCGGGCCUGGCCCAGAGGCUACAGGAAGCCAGGACGCCGGGGAUUGUCUCUCGCAACCGCAGCCCAGCCCCAGUCAGGGAGGAAGUUCUGCCGGGCGCUCUCCGCCGGUGCCUCACUGGUUAUACUGCUAUACAGGAAACCUGGCAGCGCCGGAGCCGCGCGGUCGAGGAGGGAGCGCGGGACGCCGAGCCCACGCGCGCCUGCCGGGACAAGUGGAGACGAGGCCGGCGAGCGGACGCCCCGAGGUUGGCGAAGGAGCUGUGGCCGGGUCCCCUUCUUAUCCAGCCCGAGACACUGCGCUCCGGUGGGCGUCCCUGCGCUGGGAAUCCCGCUCGGAGUUUUUCCAGGCCCGGCCGGGUUGCUCCGGGAAAGGCCCUGUUGGGGGAGGUGGGCCCGGAGCUGUCAGGUCUACAAUCCGGUUGGAAGGGCUCGCAGUGGGUGAUUCAGGGUGCCAAUGACCUCCCCACGAACGGGAACGCCCGCACUAGACAACCAGCCCCAGACCGGCAUUCCCAGAGCCGCAGGCGGGAGGGACGCAGGGACUCCGGGACAGCAAAUCCCCGGGGGAGAAGGGAAGGGGGAAGGCGGGGCAGGGGAGGCCCACCCUCCUUGGGCUCCGCUAGCGACCAGCCAGCGCCCCUUCAGACGCAGCCUUCCUGGCUCCGGAUCCCGGCUUUCUGCUCCGGUCCUCGUCCCAAUGCCCCCCAAGGUCCCCAGCAGAGGCAUUCAGGUUCCUCCUCGCCCCGCCCAGACGCAGCUUCUUUGGGUAUGGGUGACAGCACUCCUGAGCGUCGCUGUCCCUAUUCGCUGCCGUUGCCAGCUCCGAUUCCGCGAAACCUCUCCGGCACCACCUCGGAAGCCCCGCCCAGGGCGAUGGUCCGGGCCUAACCUGCCGGCCCCGCCCACCCGGCCCUUGGGCUCCCUGAGGCCCGCCCAGCAGACUCGAGGAACGCUUGACAAAGUGGCGAAGGAGCCCUACGGGAGUCCCGGUUGGACCCUGCUCCUUCGGUCCCUCAGCCUCGGCAAG